Messenger RNA from Mesorhabditis belari, 243 nucleotides. NCBI's taxonomy places the organism in Eukaryota, Metazoa, Nematoda, Chromadorea, Rhabditida, Rhabditidae. The record is from the annotation of a GenBank genome assembly.
AUGAAACUUCUCACUUCCCUUUUGCUGACAGUAUUUUUUGCUAUUUCGAUAAGUUGGCCGCUUUUCGCUGGGAUGUGUCAUCCUGAAAAAAAAGACGCUUGUCCUCCUGGUUUCUCUUGUCACCCAGACGUUUUGUGUUGGCAGGAACCUUGUCCCACUCUGCACCAUUGUGUGAAAUUGGACUGGGAACUGAACUCGACGAUGAGCGAUUCCGAUGUCAUUGAAGAUAAGACAAUUCUUGUA